Mytilus trossulus (common blue mussel) is the source of this 4142-nucleotide messenger RNA. RefSeq lists its product as uncharacterized. Gene Ontology annotation, biological process: cell surface receptor signaling pathway; G protein-coupled receptor signaling pathway. Gene Ontology annotation, cellular component: membrane. NCBI's taxonomy places the organism in Eukaryota, Metazoa, Mollusca, Bivalvia, Mytilida, Mytilidae. Bases 127 to 3156 code for a protein of 1009 amino acids. The record is from RefSeq and is a predicted model, not a curated record. Gene Ontology annotation, molecular function: G protein-coupled receptor activity. The transcript has 4 exons.
UAAACAAUGUUCAAAAGGGACGUCGUUAGCAAGUAUUUCAGCUCUAUCAUAAUUAAAACUUAUCAGUCAAUAGUGGACACAACAAGUGGAUAGUUAACUUUCAGAUACAGAGUUGACAAAGACAAAAUGUGGAAAUAUUUCAGCAUUAUCUUUUUGUUUGGUGAAAAUACUUUUGGAAAAAUACUGAUAGACUCACAGAUAGAGAAUGUGCUCGAACAAUAUCAUUAUAUAUGUGGGACUCAUUCCUGUUUAUCGAAUGGUACUCUCAAUGACGAUGAGUCUUCUUCCAUGAUUUGUGGACACUGUUCCUGUAACAACAAUUGCAUAAAGGAUUCAAACUGUUGCCCAGAAAUUAUGCUUCAUCAACCAAAGAGAAUUUGCUUUGAUGGAAUAAUUUAUCGCCCAGCUAUGCAAUAUGUCAAGGCAAAAACAUAUAACAAAUACAAAACCGUGAGAGAAUGUCCUCAUUAUUCUCCUGCUGAUAUCCACAUUAAGUGUACGAAGAGAAGGGACGUCACGGAGAGAAUUAUGACAACCCCUAUGACGUCACUUAACACACAUCUAACGUAUGACAAUAUUUACUGUGCUCAGUGUAACAAUGAUGCGCAAAAUUUGGAAUCAUGGUAUUUUGAUUUCCAAUGUAAAAUGAAAAUUAACUUUAACAUUCUUAGCUCAGUUAAUGAGAUCGCUAACCUGGCUAUUCAAAACAACUGUACAAUUAUAACAAGCCCUGUGGAUAACCACAAAUCUUUCAUCGACUCAUGUGAAGAUGAUCCAAAAGGGAUGAUAUCUGAAUGUAACAAAACUGGUACCUGGUUAAAUGGAGACAAUGCUAUACUUAAAGCAUGUCAAUCAGUAGAUCAACCGUUUGGAAUGUUUAAAAACGUAUUCUGUUAUAUCUGCAAUCCACCGAUUGUUCACAAAGAAAUCAUUACGUCAUGUCCUUCCAACAAUCACAAUACCAGUCUUUUUCAACUAUGUAACAAUUCGUUGCCUAAUGCAAGCUUGUAUCCAUACAAAAAUAAGUUUUGUUAUCAGUGCAAUUUUAAUCAGUCUUUAAAUAGUGCCAUCGAUAUACUGUAUAAACAUUCAGGUCUUGUUCAUGUUUAUUAUGUUCUACCUCGCUACUGUAACGGACAGUCACAAAUGGCGAUGUAUGGUAAUACAACAGGUGUUGUUGUCGACACUCUACAGAUGAAUUUUACUGAUGUACAUAAUUUAGAUGAAGAUAUUCCUUUCACAAGGCAGUGGCAAUAUAUGAUAACCUGUCCAAGACAGGAAAUAUUUAGUAUAUUUUCCAGUGCCAAUGAUAUAAUACAGGAAUCUUUAUCACGCGGAUGCAACAAUGCUGAACCAGUUUCAAAGUACAAAAUGCAAUGUGUCAGUAAGCCACGACUUAUACGUGAAUGCAGUGAACCUUUGUAUACAUCUGAAACUGAUCAGAUAGGUGCAGGUAGAGCUGGUGGAUAUCGUUCAAUGUUAUUGUUAUCAUCAUAUGAUCAAUCUAUAGGUAGCUCAUUAUCUCACAGUUGUUCAAGUCAACAAAUCUUUGAUUCCUCAUUGAAUAUUUGUAGAAAUUUGAAGUGUAUACCUGGAAAGGUCUUAGUAAACAACACAUGUAUUCCACUUCUACAAAUGACAGCAGAUUUAUGCUAUAUUUUUGCAGUUCAUUUUGACGCUAUAAUUUCUGAAAACGCCCGUGAGACAGUGGGUAUUGAUUUGAUAGGAAAACUAGCCGAUGAAGCAUUUGAUGAUUUGAAUACAAGGUUAAAUACACCAUUACAUGUUAAUAUGAAAUAUGUAAUUGCGAACAUCUCGUGCAAUAACAUUCACAUUAAAACUUCAUUUUCUGGGUACCUAUACUUCGAUUUCUGUACUUUUGGAAUAGUAUCAAGACAUGACAUUGAUUCAAAUUUGCUACACCUGCUAAAUUCAACAGUAACCCUUAAUCAAAGUGAUCUUAUAGUAAGGGUAAAAUAUGAAAUGGAUUCGGAGGCGUUUGAUGUACCUUCAUUGGUAGAAAAUAUAGCUGUUGCAGACUUGUGCACAUAUCAAAGCGUGUAUUCAAUACAUGUUCCUGGCAAACUUGCUAUGUAUUACCGUGUAAAUAAUCUACUACUGUGUACUCAGGUUGAAUUCACCACACAAGAAUAUGCAAAACAAAGAAAUCGGGAAAUUAAGCUUCAUAGCAGUGGCCAUCUCUUAGGGCGGAAUGACUAUCUUACAGUAAAGAAUAAUUCUAUUAGAGUGUGUUCUGAUAGGUACCUUCAGCUCAUUUCCGAAGUACCAGAUGAAAAUAUUAAUAUUUCUAUGUUUAUUGUCAGGGUCAUUUGUAAUGUUGUAUCACUUAUUUGUUUAACUCUCACAUUUAUAACAUAUAUGUUAUUCAAAAGUUUGAGAACAGUUCCUGGUCAAAAUAAUAUGACACUAGUCUUAUGUAUGAUUUUGAACGAGCUUCUUUUCCAUGUUCGAUUAUACAGUUUAGAAAACAUAAAUGUAUGUCAGGCAAUAGGUGUCCUUCAGCAUUAUUCCUUUUUGACUGUAUUUACAUCAUUUAACGUGUGUACAUUUCAUAUUUACAGGGUUUUCACCACAAGUUUUUCAACCACAGCAAACUCAAAUAUUCAUGUUUUAUUCAAAUACAAGGCUUACAUUUUUGGAUUUCCCGCUGUCAUAGUUACAAGCAAUAUUCUUGUAACUUUUAUUUACAAUGAUUAUCAGUCUAUUGGAUAUGGAGGUGAUUUGUGCUUUAUUGUUUUUAAAUUGGCAGCAAUUGUCACAUUUUUAUGUCCAGUUGGUAUUAUCUUAAUGACAAAUGUUUUCAUGUUUGCCGCAGCAAUCUUUAACAUUUGUACUUCUCCACACGUGUCGUCAGAGAAUGUAUCACAUGACAAAAAAGACAACAUGGUGAUAUACUUUAAGUUGUUUGCCAUAACUGGGUGUACUUGGAUAUUACAGUUCAUUGAAGCUUUAUUCCCGGAAUCAAUGUUCACUGUUUUAAUUUCAAUGUGUAAUUUGUUAACGGGAACAUUUAUUUUCAUGUCAUACAUUUGUAACAAGCGUGUUUUGGAAUUGUACAAAUCCAAAUUUAAAGGUGGCAAAAAGUAUCUCUUUUCCUUUAAUUCGGCAACAAACCAAACAACAUUACACUCCUGACUGAUAUUAAUUUUGUUUUGAUCGCAAAAAAAAAAUCAAAAAGAUAUACCACAAGCACAUAUUAAAACAAGUAAAAUAUCAAACGCAGUAAACAAAUCCUUUUGUGAUAACUAAAGCACAUUGUUAUAAUAUCAUAUAUCAUAAUCAGAUAAAAAGUCAUAACCGGAAGAAAAACGACGAAAAGAUAAAACUAACAGAGAGGGAUAAAAUGUUCUUCUUUCACUGGUGGUACCCUUUGUGAAGAAGCUAAUGGCCAGUCCAAUUUCCGGGAUAAAUAGCAUUCGAUGAAAUCAUAAUCUCAGAAAAUAAAACGCAAUUGUAUUUACUACAUAUUAAACAGAUCCAUGUGAAUCUGUGAUUCACGAUUUCCAAGACGCUUAAUCGAUCAAGAAUGCGUUGGUACAACGUUCGAAGUAAUACUUCAACUGAACCAUCUAGAAAAAUUUUUCUAAAAGUUUGCUCAAUUUACCAUUUUCAAUUUCUGUAUCAAAGCCGAUAACUGAAGGAUUUUAUUUGUACCUUUGUGUCUACAACUGUUAGCACUUAGUAAUUUAUCAAACUUAGAAUGGAAAUAGGGAAUGUGUCAAAGAUACAACAAACCGACCAAAGGGCAGGAAACAUUCGAAGGACGCCAAUGGGGGAACACAGAAUAGUGACUUUUCUUCAGUAUAGUUGUAUGCAGAAGAAAAGAAUUGAGAUACUUCAAAAUCAAAGGCGAUUAUAAUAUCUCCUUCUUCCUUUAAAGGUAGAAAUAGAGUCCUUUGCCAACUUGAAUCUUAAAUGACACUGAUUGACAGGUCAAUGUUAUUUAUUAGAUCAGUUAGUUUUAUUGAAAAAAAUUAUUUGCUAGAACUUUAUAUUUUAAUGAAAUUUUUUUUACUCUUUCUUAUUAACAGUUAAUUUGGCAGAAACAUAUGAUUUUGAUAUAUUUCUGUGUAAAAGUUAUUGUGAAAAUGAAUGUUGAUGUGGAAUAAAUGUCUUACUAG